Molecule: messenger RNA, 1416 nt
Organism: Lizanozyma spartinae
Lineage: Eukaryota; Fungi; Ascomycota; Pichiomycetes; Serinales; Debaryomycetaceae
Gene: UGA1
Product: 4-aminobutyrate transaminase
Exons: 1
Coding region: 1-1416 (471 amino acids)
Biological process (GO): GABA catabolic process
Cellular component (GO): mitochondrion
Molecular function (GO): pyridoxal phosphate binding
Source: RefSeq, a predicted model, not a curated record
AUGGGCAUUUCUGAACAAUAUUUCCCCAACGAGCCAACUGCUCCAGUUGUUGCUACUACUGAAUUCCCUGGUCCAAAGUCUCAAGAAUCUAUUGCAGCUUUGAAUAAGGUGUUUGAUAGUAGAGCUUCCUACUUUGUUGCUGACUACGAGAAGUCUUUAGGUAACUAUAUUGCUGAUGUUGAUGGUAACAUGUAUUUGGAUGUCUACGCCCAAAUUGCUUCCAUUGCUUUAGGUUACAAUAACCCUGCCUUGAUUGAAGUUGCCAAAUCUGAUUUGAUGACUAGAGCAAUCGUUGACAGACCUGCCAUGGGUAACUUCCCAAGUAAAGAUUUGGAAGGCAUUGCUUCUGAAAUCUUGAAGGUUGCUCCAAAGGGUCAAGAUAAGCUUUGGUCUGGGUUAUCUGGAGCUGAUGCUAAUGAAUUGGCUUUCAAGGCUGCUUUCAUGUGGUACCAAGGUAAGAAGAGAGGUUACACGACUGAAUUUACUGAUGCUGAAAAUGAAUCUGUUAUGAAGAACCAGGCUCCUGGUUCUCCAGAAUUGGCUAUCUUGUCAUUCAAGAGAGCUUUCCACGGAAGAUUGUUUGCUUCUGGUUCUGCUACUUGCUCUAAGCCUAUCCAUAAGUUGGAUUUCCCAUCUUUCAACUGGCCAAAGGCUGAGUACCCAGAAUACAAGUACCCAUUGUCUGAAAACGAAGCUUACAACAAGGAAGAAGAUAAGAGAUGUUUGACCAUUGUUGAGGAUAUCUUCAAAUCUUGGGCUAUUCCAAUUGCUGCCUUAUUGGUUGAACCAAUUCAAUCUGAAGGUGGUGACAACCAUGGUUCUGCUGAAUUCUUCCAAGGUUUAAGAGACAUUACCUUGAAGUACGGUGCUGCUUUGAUCAUCGAUGAAGUUCAAACUGGUGUUGGUGCCACUGGUAAGUUCUGGGCCCAUGAACACUUUAACAUUACCCCUGCUCCAGAUUUUGUUACUUUCUCCAAGAAGUUCCAAUCUGCUGGUUAUUUCUUCCAUGACUCUGAAAUUGUUCCAAAGCACACAUACAGACAAUUCAACACUUGGUGUGGUGACCCAGCCAGAAUGAUCUUGGCCGGUGCCAUUGGUUCUGAAGUUACCAAGCACGACUUGGCUGCUAGAGCUCAAGAAGUUGGAGCUUACUUGUUUGCCAAGUUAGAAGCUUUGCAAUCCAAAUACCCCAAGUUGAUGAAGAACUUGAGAGGUAAGAACAGAGCUACCUUCAUUGCUUGGAGUUUUGAAGAACCUUCUCUCAGAAACAAGUUCUUGGCGGACAUGAAGACUGUUGGUGUUAACAUUGGUGGUUGUGCUGAAGACUCUGUUAGAUUGAGACCAACUUUGGUUUUUGAAGAGAAGCACGCCGACAUUUUGGCUGCUGCUAUUGAGAAGAUCUACUCUUCUUACUAA